This is a messenger RNA of Mangifera indica (mango), 775 nucleotides long. Its product is annotated as peroxiredoxin-2. The coding region runs from base 118 to 606 and encodes 162 amino acids. The record is from RefSeq and is a predicted model, not a curated record. Gene Ontology annotation, cellular component: cytoplasm. Gene Ontology annotation, molecular function: thioredoxin peroxidase activity. Gene Ontology annotation, biological process: hydrogen peroxide catabolic process; cell redox homeostasis; cellular response to oxidative stress. Lineage: Eukaryota; Viridiplantae; Streptophyta; Magnoliopsida; Sapindales; Anacardiaceae. The transcript has 3 exons.
CCAAAAUUCAUGCGGAUCUGAAAAUUUUAUCAAAUUCACCUCAUCAACCCUCUUUUAACAUUUCAGACGUCGCUCCAUUUCCGGCCCUACCAUUUUUUUCACUCACUUUAAGCAGAAAUGGCUCCGAUUGCUGUUGGUGAUGCCUUGCCGGAUGGUACACUGGCCUACUUCGAUGAGCAAGAUCAAUUGCAACAAGUGUCCGUACACUCUCUCGCUGCCGGUAAAAAAGUGAUCCUUUUCGGUGUUCCCGGUGCUUUCACCCCUACUUGCAGCUUGAAGCAUGUUCCUGGAUAUAUUGAAAAAGCAGAUGAGUUUAAAUCCAAGGGCGUUGACGAAAUCCUCUGCAUAAGUGUUAAUGACCCAUUUGUGAUGAAGGCAUGGGCGAAGACAUAUCCUGAGAACAAGGCCGUUAAGUUCCUUGCUGAUGGAUCAGCAAAGUACACCCACGCUUUGGGCCUUGAGCUUGACCUUAGCGAGAAAGGACUUGGAACUCGUUCCAGGAGGUUCGCACUCUUGGUUGAUGACUUGAAGGUGAAGGCUGCAAAUGUGGAAUCUGGUGGAGAAUUUACUGUCUCCAGUGCUGAUGAUAUCAUAAAGGCUCUUUAAAACUUGUAAUUCCUUCCCGUCUACAAGCUGUGAACUUGGUAGCUUUUUUUGAUAUGUAUAAAAUACUAUGCACCAGUAGCCUUUGAAGAUGUUGUGUGUGGGGGAAGAUCUUUUUCUUAGAACCUUUCGUCAUGGGUUUUGAAAUAAUGGAUAUGCUUCUUUCUACUUA